CCUAUAAAGUGCAGGAAGGUCCUGCAGCACAAUGCGCUAAUCACUGGGGAGAGAGAAAGGGAGAGGGAGAGAGGGAGAGAUAUCGCUGCCGGCUUCCUCUCACUUCCACCCCGGGACGCCGCCGCCAUGGCGGGGGACGGGUCCGACCAGCGCGCGCUGCAGUACGAGCAGACUCUGAUGUAUGGCCGCUACACCCAGGAGCUCGGGGUGUUCGCCAAAGAGGAGGCGGCCCGCCUGAGGGCCGGCGGGCCCCGGCGGUCGGUGGGCGAGCGGAGCCGGGCCCUCGACCUGCUGGAGUACGACAAGAGCCGCUGUGCCAAGUGCCGCAGGUCAGGGUACCCGUAUGCUCUGCCAGCUCCAGCCAAGGACUUUUUCUCCGUCUGCACCCUGCGCUGUCAGAAGUUCCUGAUCUCGCGGGUCGGGGAGGACUGGAUCUUCCUCAUCCUGCUGGGACUCCUCAUGGCGCUGGUCAGCUGGGUGGUGGACUUCUGCAUCGCCAUCUGUCUGCAAGCACAGAAGUGGAUGUACGGGGGUCUGGACAGCAACGUGUUCCUCCAGUAUCUGGCCUGGGUCACGUACCCCGUGGUGCUCAUCACCUUCUCCGCCGGCUUCACGCAGAUCCUCGCCCCUCAGGCUGUUGGCUCGGGGAUCCCGGAGAUGAAGACCAUCCUGAGGGGCGUCGUGCUGAAGGAGUACCUCACCUUCAAGACCUUCGUGGCCAAAGUCAUCGGCCUCACCUGCGCCCUGGGGAGCGGCAUGCCGCUGGGCAAGGAGGGUCCGUUCGUCCACAUCGCCAGCCUGUGCGCCGCCCUGCUCAGCAAGUUCAUGUCUCUGUUUGGAGGAAUCUACGAGAAUGAGUCGAGAAAUAUCGAGAUGCUGGCGGCGGCCUGCGCUGUGGGAGUGGGCUGCUGCUUCGCGGCCCCCAUAGGAGGUGUUUUGUUCAGCAUCGAAGUCACUUCCACGUUCUUCGCGGUGAGAAACUAUUGGAGAGGAUUCUUUGCUGCGACCUUCAGUGCCUUCAUCUUCAGAGUGCUGGCCGUGUUGAACAGAGACGAAGAAACCAUCACGGCCCUUUUUAAAACCCGGUUCCGGCUGGACUUCCCCUUUGACCUCCAGGAACUUCCUGCCUUCGCCGUCAUCGGCAUCGCCAGUGGUUUCGGGGGGGCUCUGUUCGUGUACCUGAACCGACUGAUCGUCCAGUUCAUCCGGAAGCAGAAGGCCAUCAACCGGUUCCUCAUGAAGAAGCGUCUGCUGUAUCCAGCUCUGGUCACUCUACUCGUCUCUACUCUCACUUUUCCGCCCGGCUUUGGACAAUUUAUGGCAGGAAAGCUGACCCAGAAGGAGUCUCUGGUGACGCUGCUCGACAACCGGACGUGGGCCAAGCAGGGCAUCGCCGAGGAGUUCGACUACAUCGGUCACUCCCAGGCCUGGCAGCACCCGCAGGUCAACGUCUUCGUCACCCUCGUCAUCUUCAUCGUCAUGAAGUUCUGGAUGUCGGCGCUGGCCACCACCAUCCCGGUGCCCUGCGGUGCCUUCAUGCCGGUGUUCGUCAUCGGGGCAGCCUUUGGCCGUCUGGUUGGAGAGAGCAUGGCCGCCUGGUUCCCAGAUGGCAUCAACACGGACGGCACCAUCUACCCCAUCGUCCCCGGAGGCUACGCCGUCGUGGGUGCGGCGGCCUUGGCGGGCGCGGUGACCCACACGGUGUCCACGGCGGUCAUCGUGUUCGAGCUGACCGGCCAGAUCUCCCACAUCCUGCCGGUGAUGAUCGCGGUGAUCCUUGCCAACGCCGUGGCGCAGUCGCUGCAGCCGUCGCUCUACGACUCCAUCAUCAGGAUCAAGAAGCUGCCCUACCUGCCGGAGCUGGGCUGGGGCCACCACGAGAAGUACAACAUCCGUGUGGAGGACAUCAUGGUGCGUGACGUGCGCUACAUCUCCCUGAGCUGCUGCUACAGAGACCUCCACAACAUCCUGCUGAGCGGAGCGCUGAAGACGCUGGCGCUGGUGGAGUCGGCCGAGUCCAUGAUCCUGCUGGGCUCCAUCGAGCGGGCCCAGCUCCAGGCGCUGCUCUCCCUCCAGCUGGGCCGGCCCCGGCGGCUGCAGUACAUCGGGGAGCGGGCGGCGGAGGAGAAGAAGCGCCUGUCGGUCGUGUCCAGCGCCGGCAGCGAGGACGGCGGCGGCGGCCUCCACCGGGCCAGUCAGGAGGUCCGCUUCCAGAUCUCCACUGAGGAGUCCUCCGUCACUCCGACCCCUCCAGUCCCUCAGAAGCCCCUCAAACCUGCACUGAAGAGACCCUCAGUGGUGGAGCGGCCCACGGAGACCCCCACCAUCCUCCCACAGGAUAAUUCGGGCAUUGCUUUAAAGAACCUGUUCUGUGCCAGUCCGGAGACAGAAGGCCUCGAGAACAACAACAACGUGGAGCGCCCCACGCCUCCUGAGCUCAGGAGGCCGUCCAAGCGAGUCCGGAUAUCCGUCGUGGAGCCGCCGCCCGCCUUCAAGAGUUUCCACGUGGACGACGCCGACAUGGAGGACGACAUGACCAUCAGAGAGAUUGCCGAGUGGGAGGAGCGUCAGCUCGACGAACAGGUCAACUUCAGCAACUGCAAGAUCGACCCCGCCCCCUUCCAGCUGGUGGAGCGCACGUCGCUGCACAAGACGCACACCAUCUUCUCCCUGCUGGGCCUGGACCACGCCUACGUCACCAGCAUCGGGCGCCUCAUCGGGGUGGUGUCCCUCAAAGAGCUCCGUAAAGCCAUCGAGGGCUCCGUGACGGCGAAGGGCGUGAAGGUGCGCCCCCCGCUGGCCAGCUUCAGGGACAGCGGCACCAGCAGCAGUGAGAACGAGGCCACCGAGCUGCACAAGCUGUGGGGCCACCACAAGAGCCUGUCGCUGCCCCGGGACCACACCCCCACCUCCGAGUCCGUCGAGAAGUCUCAGUGAGGGGGGGGGGGUCUGUUCUCCUCAUGUCCCUCCUCAUCUGCUCCUCUUUCCACUUCAUGGACCCGACCAGUGCUCCCAUUGAGGAGUCUUCCUGCUCUGACCCAGCCAGACGACCUGCUCUCGCCUCACAGCGGAGACAAUGUGCAUUUACAUAUUUUUGGGGGGAGGGGCCAGAAUCUUCUUUUUUUUAAUUUUUUAUAUAUAUAUUUAAAAAAGGGAUUGUUUUUAUUUUUUAUCUCGUGAGUUUCAGAUCAAAUCUUUUGAAUGAGUCUUCCACAGGAAGGACGAAGUGUGUGUGUGUGUGUGUGUGUGUGUGAAGCGGGAGGUAGCGACGUUUCUUACGCACACAUUUUUUAUUUAGUUUUAUUGCCCUCGGAACACAUUUCUCUCUAGCAGCUCGAGUCGCUCGGGGUUGAACUGGAAUUCGUCCACGGCGCCAUUUCUUUGUUUGUAAAUAUUACACUACCAGCACCAAACUCCAGGGGGCGCAUGCCCCCCAUGUGUCCAUUACACCCCCCCCCGACCCCCCCUUCAGAUAGCAUAAUGUAGACACGCCCCUUUCACCCCCUUCAAAUAACACAUUGUAGACACGCCCCUUUCACCCCCUUAAGAUAACAUAUUGUAGACACGCCCCUUUCACCCCCUUCAGAUAACACAUUGUAGACACGCCCCUUUCACCCCCCUUCAGAUAACAUAAUGUAGACACGCCCCUUUCACCCCCUUCAGAUAACACAUCGUAGACACGCCCCUUUCACCCCCUUCAGAUAACAUAAUGUAGACACGCCCCUUUCACCCCCUUCAGAUAACAUAUUGUAGACACGCCCCUUUCAUCCCCUUCAGAUAACACAUCGUAGACACGCCCCUUUCAUCCCCUUCAGAUAACAUAAUGUAGACACGCCCCUUUCACCCCCUUCAGAUAACACAUCGUUCACCAACAUAGACACGCCCCUUUCACCCGCUUCAGAAAGCAUAACGUAGACACGCCCCUUUCACCCCUUCAGAUAACAUAUUGUAGACACGCCCCUUUCACCCCUUCAGAUAACAUAGACACGCCCCUUUCACCCCCUUCGGAUAACAUAACGUAGACAUCAUUACCUAACUCGCUGUUCUCAUCAAUACCCCCCCCCCCCCCCCAGCUCUAUGACGUAAUGGUCCAGCUCAGCACACACACACACACACACAGAUGACGACAGAGCAGAACCUCCUGAUGAGCUUCAUAGGACACUGCAGUAGAGGAGGAGGAGGAGGAGAACCUCCUGAUGAAGAUCCACAUACCUCUGGGCCUGAAGGGCGGGCCGCGUCUGCACCUGGAGCAGGUGCAUGAUGGCCGGCGCCGGGUUGGCCUGUGGCCCCGCGGUCCGGGGGCCGUGAUGAUGUAUAAGUACUGAGUAUUUAAUAAUUCACGUUCCUCCGAGACGCUGCAGCAGCAACGCGUUGAUGUGUUUCCACUACUGACCUCCUGACCUCCUGUUGAGAGUCUUUUUGUUGGACCGAGGUCCAUCGACGCAUCGCACGGGCUUGAUUUUACAACAGGAAGUAGAAAUACACCCAGAAGAACAGCACGGCUUUGCAUGUCAGAGUGCAUGUGAGGGGUUUUAUUAUUAUGUAUUUAUACAUAUAUAUAUAUAUGAAUGUAUUUUAUAUAUAUAUAUACAUAUAUAAAUAUUUAUAUAUAUUUAUUUAUAAAUAUAUAUAGUUAAAUAUAUAUUUAACUAUAUAUAUGUAUUUAAAUAUAUAUAUAUAUAUAUAUGCUCAAAAUGUACCAAAAACAAAGCUUGACAGAAUGAAUCGUGAAUGUCGUUGAGUGUUUUAUGUAUUUUACUCUCAUCUCGUUUUAUACUUCGCUCUGAUCGUCUUCCAUCCGCACGUUGACAUUUAUUUCACUUGAUUUAUGAAAACUGGGGGGGGGGGGGGGGGGGCUUAGAUUAAUAUAUUUAACUUCACUCCUGUAAUAUAAAAUCCUAAUUUAACGUCUUAACGAAUCUUACAUUGUUGACUAUUCUCUUUUUUUAAAGAGAUUUUGUGGGGGGGGACUUUUUUUAAUAUCUAAUUAUUUUUCAACAUUUGAUGAUUUCAAAGAGAUAAUCUCUCUGUAUGUUUUAUUUUGUAUCUUUUGACAAGCUGAAAUUAUAUGUAACGGACAAAUAACACUAAUGGAGGGGGGGGGGCAUUGCACUGGCUGUGAGAUGGGGGGGGGGGUCUGUCUGGUGACAUGUUCAUUCCACAAGUGCCUUCAUGGACUCAUCUUCGUCAUUGUCUUCUCCAUGUGCACUUUUCACGCACAAACGUGUCACCGUAACCACGGCAACCACCUGUCACCGUCGUCAAGGCUCCGCCCCCUUCCUCCGUGACCGUCCGCCCCUCCUGAUGCUCACAGUAUUGAUCCGUCGAAGUCGUACAACAUGUUCCUUUGUCUUGGUGAUGAUGAUGAUGAUGAUGAUGAUGGUGAUGAUGACUCCUAGGUUAACGAUUCGUGCAAUAACUUUUUAAUUCCCUUUUAAUUCGUGACAUGGAUGAUGAGAUCUAUAAUAACAUUAUUUUUGUAAAGAAACCUGAAAAGUGUAAAAAGACAAAUAAAUGAAUUGUUUUGUAUAUCAGGGACAAAUAAACGAGAUUUAAGAGA
Molecule: messenger RNA, 5560 nt
Organism: Pseudoliparis swirei
Lineage: Eukaryota; Metazoa; Chordata; Actinopteri; Perciformes; Liparidae
Product: chloride channel protein 2-like
Exons: 26
Coding region: 127-2937 (936 amino acids)
Biological process (GO): chloride transport; transmembrane transport
Cellular component (GO): membrane
Molecular function (GO): voltage-gated chloride channel activity
Source: RefSeq, a predicted model, not a curated record